CACUAUCAUCCUCCUCCAUCUCAACCAUCCCUUUCAUGAAGUUGGAGUUAUUGCCUUGGUGCUUCAUCUUGUUGGCAUGUUUCAUCAAGCUGUCAUCCUGCUCAUAGUCAUCCAAUUGGCUGUUAGAGUCAUCAUGAACGUUUACCAAUGGUAACAAUUCCUAAACUUGGCCAAGUGCGUGGAUCGAAAAUGGUUUCAGUGGCCGGGAAAAUGUUUUACGCUUUUCGCGGAAUUCCGUACGCGCAGCCGCCAGUUGGAGAUCUUCGAUUCCGCGAUCCCGUAGCUGCUGAUCCAUGGUUUGGCAAAAUUUUUGACGCUAGCCGAGAAGGUCCCACCUGUAUGCAAUAUCACGGGAAUCUCCGGCUUAUUCUUGGAGUAGAAGAUUGUCUCACGCUGAAUGUCUACACGCGUAAAUUGGAUUUUACAAAUAGUGGGAAGCCGGUCUUGGUAUGGAUCCCUGGUGGCGCUUGGUAUAAAGGGAGCGGGAAUGGCGUGGCAAAUGCCUGGGGACCUGGUUAUUUUAUGGAUCGAGAUGUUGUUUUUGUAACGAUGAACUAUCGACUUGGCCCCCUAGGUUUUUUAAGCACCGAAGAUAGUGAAGCUCCAGGAAACUAUGGACUUUUGGAUCAAACGAUGGCCUUGAGAUGGAUUCGGGACAACAUUCGCUCAUUCGGUGGCGACCCGGAUUCAGUUACAAUAUUCGGUUGCAGCGCUGGGGCUGCCAGUGUUCAUUAUCAUAUUUUAUCACCUCAUUCUAAAGGGCUAUUUCAUCGAGCCAUCUUGCAGUCAGGUUCAUCGCUCAACUCUUGGGCGAUAGGAAAAUCUGUAGGGUCGUAUACGCAGCAACUGGGCCAAUAUUUUAAUUGUCCACAAUCAAACUCCAGCGCAUUGUUGACGUGUUUGCGAAAAGCACCAGCUAGAAAGAUGGCUGGGUUCCGAAGGCAAAUUCAGAUUAUGUUAGAAUAUCCGAUCGCAUUUGGACCACGUAUUGAUAUCGAGAGAAAAUCGCCUUUCCUUCCUGGACAUCCAAGAGAACUUAUGGAAUCUAAGCAAUUCAAUUCAGUACCUGUAAUUUCAGGACUCAAUAAAAAUGAGGGUGCUUUGGUUAUACUCAUGCUGCUUUCCAAUAAUGGCGAAUUAUUGCGAAGAUUUAACAAAGAUCCUGUAAAAUAUCUUCGUCUCGUAGUGAAUUCGGACGAUAUAGACGAUGACAUUGUUAAACAGAUAUCAGAUCGCUAUUUUGCUUUAGAUAAGCCGUUUCAUCCGAACCAGAUUUCCAAAUUAGCAGAGAUAUUUUCUGACUAUGCAUUCUUUCAAGAUUUAGACGAAUCAGUUGAGUUAUUUAGUAAAUAUAAUGACGAGGCGACCUAUUACUAUAUGUACAAUCAUACCAGUCAGUUUACUUUGCAGAGAUUUUUGGGUGUAUCUUCUAGUCUCGAUUUAAGCGGUAGUCAUGUAGAUGAAGUUUUCCUUAUGUUUUCUCACCUAAUUCUUCCUCGCUUGCGUUCAUCGAAAGAUAUUAAAGUAUCAAAUAUGCUGCUCGACCUAUGGACUACGUUUGCAAAAGACGGCAUACCCCGAAGCAGCCUUUUACCUCAAGACUGGAUCCCUACCAAGGAAGAACAGCCACGAUAUCUCAGAAUAGAAGCCGAACAUCCUGCUUUGGUGAAUGAGUCCAUGCCAUUUUAUCAGCGUAUACAAUAUUGGAAACACAAGUUGCGCAGAUAAUACUUUCUUACAGAACAGCUGUUGAAACACGCUAUAAUAAACCGAUCCAGCGAUCCACGGCGGACCACAA
Molecule: messenger RNA, 1798 nt
Organism: Daphnia pulex (common water flea)
Lineage: Eukaryota; Metazoa; Arthropoda; Branchiopoda; Diplostraca; Daphniidae
Product: venom carboxylesterase-6-like
Exons: 12
Coding region: 148-1728 (526 amino acids)
Source: RefSeq, a predicted model, not a curated record